This is a messenger RNA of Phycomyces blakesleeanus NRRL 1555(-), 1337 nucleotides long. RefSeq lists its product as hypothetical. Bases 112 to 1224 code for a protein of 370 amino acids. The transcript has a single exon. The record is from RefSeq and is a predicted model, not a curated record. NCBI's taxonomy places the organism in Eukaryota, Fungi, Mucoromycota, Mucoromycetes, Mucorales, Phycomycetaceae.
CUCUUGUUAUAUACAUAUACUUCUUCUUAUUUUUAUCUCAUUUUAUAUAUAAAAUAUAUAUUAUCAUCAUCAUUAUCACAUCCUUAAUUAUAACUCAUCAAAUUUAUCACCAUGGCUCUCGAUUUUUUAUCAAGCGACAUUAUCUUUCCUUCAGACUCAAAUGAACCAAAGCUCUCGGCUUCCUCAUUAAAAAAGAUGCCCCAACCAGUCGAUUGGGCUCUCCACGACUACUACAGCACAGUUCUCGAGAAAGCACACACCCCAAUUCAGUCCCUCACAGAUCUCUGCAAACUCGAACCCGUCACCUCAGAUGAAAUGACCGAAAAGGCAUUCUAUGCAUCUGUCGGGUCCAAGGUCGCCGCCCUACCCUUCUUCUCUCUCUCCCAGAAGCAAGACGAAAAGGCCAUCAUCCUGGCCCUCGCCAGUCACCUCAAACCUGUCGCUGCUGCCUUGGCCAAAUCUGCCACACCUGCCCCUAUGAUGGUCAUGCCAGACCCUCAAUCAGAUCUACGCGCUGCACUGUGUGGAGCAUUAGAAUUGGUUGAAAACGACAUGCAACGCAACGUACACGACACAUUCUUACCCUUACCGCAGGUGCUGGACACCAAGCAGAAGCGAGACAGCUGGAACUGGAAAACUGAAAUGCUUCAAACCAAACUACAUAGCCCGGUCAACCUCAAACAGACCCGCGAACCCCAGUCUUGGGAGAAUGACAGUGACUUUGGGUUUGCUGAUUACACAAACCACAAUCUUCUCCAUAUCAAUCCCAACUCUCCUUCUCUUGGCUUUGCUAAGAUUGAUGAGGACCCAGUCUUGCUAGACUCUUCAAUCAGUUCAGCAAUGUCUUCCGAAAUCAGCACAAGCGAUCACGACGAUCACGACGACGACCAAGAGAACGACUUUAUUCCACCUCAGACUCUAAUCUCCUCCAGAUCUUCUGUGUCUGCUGUAUUCCCAGUCACACAAGAGCCAAAGAAGGAGGUCAUGGCGCCCAUCGUUGCACAGACCCUAGAGUCCACUCCAGAACCAAUUGCAAUCCAAAAAGCCACACUUCUAACCACAGCCAGUACAGCCAGUACAGCCAGUACAGCCAGUACAACCAAGGUUAAUGCUUGGAAGAACUUUGUCGACAAGGUCAAGAAUAUUGCCAAGCCAAACAAUUCCAAGCAAUCUCCUUCUACUACCAAGAAAUGCCUUCGCUUCUUCCAACGCCGUUCUUACUAGACUCUCUUUAUUUUAUAUAUUUAUAUAUAAUAUCCAACCACAAAAAAAAAGAAAAAAAGGAAAAGAGGAAUUUCCCAUUCACACCCAUCAAAUACAGCCUCAAUCACAAUCAC